AUUCUUAACCUAGCUUUUCGUUGCGAGCACACUUACAUAUACGUGAUAUUUCGAAGUAUAUUUUAAUUGUUUAAUAACAUACUUAGCCUUAUUAUUAUUGUGUGAAAUAGUUAAAAAAUAGUGUUAAAAAUUAAAAGAAAUGGCAAAAUUUUGCUUGAAGAAACAGAGCAAGCGUAUGCCAGCUCGAAAAAGAUAUAAAAUCGAGAAAAAGGUUCGGGAGCAUAAUCGAAAAUUACGGAAAGAAGCAAAGAAGCAUCCUAAAAAAAAGCCAAAAAUAAUUGAAGUUCCAAAUCAGUGUCCUUUUAAGGAAAAUAUCCUUAAAGAAAUAGAACUUAUGAAAAAACAACAAGAAGAAGAGAAACAAAAGCAACGUGAAGCUGCACGUCAAAGAAAACGAGAAGAACUUGCCAAAACAAAUCUUCAAGGCUUAGUCUCAGCUGCACAGAAUAAACAAGCAGAACAUCAAGAAAUAGAAAUGGAUGAUGAAAAAAUAAAAAAUGCCUUGUCUAAAGAGGAAAAUUCGUUAAAAGCUUAUUACAAAGAAUUCAGAAAAGUUUUAAAUGCAGCUGAUGUUAUUCUUGAGGUUGUUGAUGCCAGAGAUCCUUUAGGAACUAGAUGUAAAGAGGUUGAAGAAGCUGUAUUGUCUGCAAAAGAAAAUAAAAGAUUGGUUAUUGUUUUAAAUAAGGUAGAUUUAAUACCUAGAGAAAAUUUAGAUCAAUGGCUAAAAUAUUUGCGUGGGAGUUUACCAGCUGUGGCAUUUAAAGCCUCAACUCAAGACCAAGCUAAAAGAUUAGGUAGAAGAAAAUUGGGAAAGAAAACUGAAGGCAUGAUACAAAGUGGUACCUGUUUUGGUGCUGAAUUAUUAAUGUCAUUGCUUGCAAAUUACUGUAGAAAUGUUGGAAAUGUCAAAACCAGUAUUAGAGUUGGUGUUGUUGGACUUCCAAAUGUUGGUAAAUCCAGCGUUAUCAAUUCCUUAAAACGCAGUAAAGCAUGCAAUGUGGGAAGUACUCCAGGAAUAACAAAAACAAUGCAGGCAGUGCAAUUAGAUUCUAAAAUAAAAUUGUUAGACUCUCCAGGAAUAGUUUUUGCUAAUUCCAAAGAAAACUCUGAUGAUUCUUCAUUAGCUUUAAAAAAUGCAAUAAAAAUUCAAUCCUUAAAAGAUCCAUAUACACCAGCAACUGCUGUUUUAAAAAGAGUUUCCAAAUCGCAAAUAAUGGAAAUGUAUAAUAUACCAGAGUUUUCAACGCCUGAUGAAUUCUUUGCUUUAAAAGCUACCAGAAUGGGAAAAUUUAGAAAAGGUGGUAUACCCGAUACGAUAGCAGCAGCACGCAGUAUUUUGGAAGACUGGAAUUCCGGAAAAAUAAAGUAUUAUACUGUUCCGCCUGAAGAACCAAAUUGUCACAUUUCUGCAGAAAUUGUGAACAAAAUUAGUAAAGAAUUUGACAUUGAAAGUUUUGCUGAACAAGAAAAAAUGAUGCUCGAUAAUUUCGAAGAAAAAGUUGCAGAGAAAACUAUUGAUCCACUAUUAAUUGAAAGUUCUGAUCCAGUCGUAUCUGCCAUGGAGGUUGAGUUGCAAAAAGAAACACAAAUUAAAAUACAGAAUAAACUAAAGAAAAAAUUGGAGAAGUCGAAGAAAAAGGAAGAUGAAACGAGGAAAAAGAAAAUAGAUCCGAUUUUUGAAAUUGAAGGCAACCAAAAAUUAAAUAAACUGAAUAAACUACAAUUUAAAAAAGAAAAGAAAGACCGAAUUAAAAGAGAAAAAGCAGCUAUUAAAUUGGCGAGUCAACUCGAGGGAUUCAACAUCUCAAGAUCUGAUGAUUAUGAUUUUAGUACAGAUUUUGUAGAAAAGCAGACAUUGUAAUCAUGUUUAUUUAAUAUUUGUAUGCAAAAUGUAAAUAAUAAAUAAACUAUAACAAUAAAAAUGAA
Molecule: messenger RNA, 1926 nt
Organism: Frieseomelitta varia
Lineage: Eukaryota; Metazoa; Arthropoda; Insecta; Hymenoptera; Apidae
Gene: Ns1
Product: guanine nucleotide-binding protein-like 3 homolog
Exons: 7
Coding region: 140-1861 (573 amino acids)
Cellular component (GO): nucleolus
Molecular function (GO): GTP binding
Source: RefSeq, a predicted model, not a curated record